CAAAACAUUAUCGAUUUCUAGCAUGGCGUCCUGACAAUUAGCAAAUAUCGUUAAAUAAUAGCGGAAAUUACCACGUUUUUCUGAUCGAAUGCAUUCAAAAAGUUUCUGCGAACGCUUUAUUUUUUCGUUUACUCUAAUUAGUCUUAAGCUAAGAUAACGGGUGGUACAAAAACACUUAAAGUGUGUGUAAAGUAUGGUGCGUGGUGCCAGCAGAGGCGGACGUGGUAUGCCGGGGAGAGCUGGAAUGGGCCGCCCGCCCUUUAAUAGACCUCGCGUUUUAAUGCUGAGGCCGCCCUUCGACUUGAUCCUAGCUGAACCAUCCUUCCCCAGAUGCAAACCAGCGCCUGACGACUCAGCGUUAACACAAGCUCUCCUGAAGAGGCAUGCUGAGUUAUGUCCGACACCAGCAGAACAGUCUGCUGUACUCAGUCUUGUCACCAAACUGCAGACAGUAUUGGAUAACCUGGUUGUAGCUCCCGGGGACUUCGCAGCAUGUCAAUUGGAGGAGGUGAGACAAGUCGGCUCAUACAAGAAGGGGACGAUGAUGGCCGGCAAGAACUUGGCUGAUAUAGUUGUCAUAAUGAAAACACUACCCACCAAGGAAGCUGUAGAGGGCUUGUCUAAUAAGGUGAUGGAAGAAUUGAACAAGCUAAUGAGGGCCGAGGGCCUCGGGAACGUGACGAGCACCUGCCACGAGAGGGGCUUCACUGUCAGUACAGGGGCUGCAGGUGUUAGAGGCCUGGUCACAACGCUACACCAGAAUCUGAGGAAGCUGGAGCCAGAUGUGCACCUGGAUUAUAAGAUUAUAAGCAGUCACCUGGCGGCCAUACGACACAGCAGGUGGUUCGAAGAAAACGCCCAUCAUUCUUCCAUAAAGGUGUUGAUCAGACUUCUGCGGGAUAUGUGCGCGCGUCAUGCAGGUCUCGAGCCCCUCUCUCCGUGGAUGAUAGAUCUCCUCGCUCACCACUGCAUCAUGAACAAUCCGGCUAGACAGGCGCUCCCUAUAAAUGUGGCCUUUCGGCGCGCUCUCUCCUUACUGGCUGGGGGUCUGUUCCUGCCAGGAUGUGCUGGCCUCCCGGACCCAUGUGAGGCGGCCCACUCCAGAGCUCACACAGCGCUGGACCUAGCAGCCCAGGACCACGCUGCGGCCACAGCACAGACGCUGUUGCGAGUUGUGGCCCGAGGGGGUCAUCGUUACGUGCUGGGGCUGCAAGCGUUCGAGGGUGGUAAGGAUAUCAGUACUGAGAUCACCGUCUGGGAUGGAGUGGUGGUGUCACCACUGGCGCCCGCCUACCACGACACCCCUGAACCCAUGGAUACCGACGACAAGGCCGACGGGAGCUCGUUCUGUGAUGACGAGGAAGGCGUCCAGGACGGUGUUGCCGCUUGACACACAAAUAAAUAUAUAAUGUAAAGAUUAUUGCCAGUUUUAUUUAAAAAUAAAAAUUAUUAUGGUGUUUUUAA
Molecule: messenger RNA, 1464 nt
Organism: Danaus plexippus (monarch butterfly)
Lineage: Eukaryota; Metazoa; Arthropoda; Insecta; Lepidoptera; Nymphalidae
Product: interleukin enhancer-binding factor 2 homolog
Exons: 9
Coding region: 194-1390 (398 amino acids)
Source: RefSeq, a predicted model, not a curated record